AUGGAGUUGUACGGGUGUUCUACUCUGGAGACAAACCCAGCACCAACCCUCCCAAGCCCAAUAGAGAAAGCGCUUGUGCGAGAUGAUCAAGCAAACCAGCAUUUGCAAAUUAGAAAGACGGAUGCGUCCUCCGUGCACCUCUGUCUGUGCGAGUCCUUAUUUAGCAGCGUGCCGAAAAACGGAAUUUACGGAGAGAACAGUGCAGGGAUUUCCAUCAAUUACCAUUAUAAAAGUAAUUGUAGCAGAAAACAGAAAAAAAAGAAAUAA
Messenger RNA from Nakaseomyces glabratus, 267 nucleotides. RefSeq lists its product as uncharacterized. NCBI's taxonomy places the organism in Eukaryota, Fungi, Ascomycota, Saccharomycetes, Saccharomycetales, Saccharomycetaceae. The record is from RefSeq and is a predicted model, not a curated record.